GAUGUCAUGGUGUAAGAAAUGGCUGCUAUUACGCUAAUAUUAGAACUGAUAGUCCUCACAUGCAUGUUGAUGACAGAAGUUUUAGUAGUAGACAUGCGACCAUUAGGAUGUCCGCUUUUAAAUUCAACCGGUAUAUGCCUUGGAUCAUUUGUACGUGGAAGUCAGAGUAACCGUGGUGAUUUCAAUGAGAUAGGAAGUAUUAUAAAAGCAUUUACACUACCAGGCCAGGACGAUUACUUGUUAUGUCAAGAAGAUGGAACGUAUAACUCUUCGAGAUCUUGUCUUAUCGAAGACAAACAAACUAUUUGCAGUACAUCUAAUUACCAAACAAUUCGUUAUUUGAUAAGGAAUCCAAGUCAGUCAACAUUUCUGACUGGACGUGUUCUCAGUUUUUCAUGUGAACCAGGCUUUACAUUAGAAGGCCCUGAAAGCGUUUACUGUAGAUCAUAUAACAACUGGAGUGAUAACACAAUACCAAGAUGUACUAGAGGUUGUCCAUAUCCAGGACAUCUCGACAAUGGCUAUUAUACUGAUAGUAAUGGGCUUCGGUUGAGCAGUGGUGGUAAAGCUAUUAAUGAGUAUAUAAUCGGACACUGCAAUGCAGACUUUAGUAUACAAGGGAAUAAAAAACUAACUUGUCUACGGAAUGGUCAGUGGAAUAAUGAUGUUCCGAAGUGUGUUGCUGCAACUUGUGGAGUUCCAAUACACUCCACGCUCAAUGGUACUUAUAUCUUUCCGAAUGGAUCUUAUCCUUCAUCUAGAAAAUUUCAAAUUGGAGAUAACUUAAUUCUUAUCUGUGAGAAGGGUUUUUCUUCAUUGGCAAAUGAUUACAUUACAUGCGGCAAGGGAGGACAUUGGUCUUCUGGACAUUUUCAUAAGUGUCAACCUAUUAAAUGUGGAAACCCGGAUGAGGUAGAAAACGGUGGUUAUUUACUUCAAAGUAAUUCGGUUUAUUAUCCAUAUUCAGGAAAACCGUUGCCUUACGGUAUUUCAAUCUACGUCUCGUGCCUGGACGGAUUCUAUAAUGACGGAAAUCCCAUUUUGGUAUGUACUGAAAAUGGGUCAUGGUCAGGUGCAAAGCCUAUUUGCACAAAAAUAACGUGUAACACUCCCCUUCAAUUUGAAAAUGGUUGGUAUGAAUUCAAAGGAAAUAAAAUAACAGUAUCUGCAACUUUUAAAUAUAAAGAAAAGAUAUAUGCUCAUUGCAAUGAGGGCUAUAUCCUAAUGACGCAUUCACAAAGAACAUGUAUAAAAUUGAAUGAGUGGAGUGAACCGAAACCAAUUUGUAAAAAGGUACUUUGUGCAAUGCCUAUGUCGAGUUCAAGCGGUUAUUACAAGGAUUUGAAAGGUGAUUUGUUAACACAGAAAGAAAUGGAGUACAACACAAAUAUAACAUUCUAUUGUACAAUUGGAUAUGAAUUAACAGUUGGAACAUUUAAACGACGAUGCGAUGUUACUGGAAACUGGAGUGGAAGUAAUCCUAAAUGCUCGCCUAUAACCUGCAUUAAACCUAAUGAGGUAUGUGGAUAUUAUGCUAUAAACAGAUUAAAUGACCUGCAGUCAAACCUAGCAUCGGAUCUGCCAUAUAACACAACACUUCGUUUUGUGUGUAACGAUUCCAAAUAUUCUUGCAAAAAUAAUUCCUAUAUGCUACAGUGUUUGGAAGGUGGAAACUGGCAUGGAAAUAAACCCCAUUGUGAAAAGGUCAAGGAGCAAAACGAACAGCAAUACACAACACGUAACAAUGUGGUGAUUGGCAUAGUUUCUGGAGUCGUUAGUAUCGUUAUUGUACUAGCGUGUAUUACCACCUUUUUAAUUUGUUGGAGAAGGCGUAUUGCUGCUAGAAGGAGCAAAGAGAAUUCAAACUAUGAUAACUUAGCGGUGGACCGUGCGGCAUCUGAUGCCGACUAUGAAGAAUUAAAUAUUGUUAACCCAGAAACAGGUGCAGUGUCAACUUUGUCAUGAUGUUUUGCUGCUUAUUUAACAACACUACUGUUUCUUGUACUUCGUAAUAGUAUUAAUUUCGAUUAUAUAGAGAUCUCGACCCUGGAAAGAUCAAGUUUGACUUUAAAUAUGUCACAAGAAAGACAAUGAACCUAUUGAGAAUUUGUACUACUUGUUUAUCAAGCAGUUUCCAUAUCUCAUACAACAUUUACCUAAACAUCAGAUUGUAUUUCUGUUCCGUUAUCAAAUAUUAAUACCAUUUAAUGUAU
Molecule: messenger RNA, 2213 nt
Organism: Ruditapes philippinarum (Manila clam)
Lineage: Eukaryota; Metazoa; Mollusca; Bivalvia; Venerida; Veneridae
Product: sushi, von Willebrand factor type A, EGF and pentraxin domain-containing protein 1-like
Exons: 6
Coding region: 19-1965 (648 amino acids)
Source: RefSeq, a predicted model, not a curated record